Emericellopsis atlantica is the source of this 911-nucleotide messenger RNA. RefSeq lists its product as uncharacterized. The record is from RefSeq and is a predicted model, not a curated record. Bases 130 to 831 code for a protein of 233 amino acids. NCBI's taxonomy places the organism in Eukaryota, Fungi, Ascomycota, Sordariomycetes, Hypocreales, Bionectriaceae. The transcript has a single exon.
GCACAAGUCAAAACCAUGCCUUGUUACUAGAUACAGAACAUUUGGGCAUGCUAGUAAUAUUGAGUUGUGUCCUUUCCUUUUGGCGCUUUGUACGCGUCUCGUGAUGGAACGACGGAACAUGGACUGCAGAUGGUGUGUCCGGUCUUCAAAUUACUGGGCUGCUCUUUCCAGCGCGCAAAGUCGAUGAACAGGAUCUUUGUGUUAGUCUCAUCAUCGCAAAUCACUGAUCAUUCAAGCCUGGAUUACGUGGAGCCGCCACACACUGACGUGGAUGGUCACAUCCCAGGGGUCGUUCUGUCGAGUCUGUUACAGACGAGCGUGUACAUCUAUCGGCACUCGCGGGGAUACAGGAGACUCCGCGUUGCCUUCAAGCUGUAUGUGUAUUGCCUUGUACAUAUGGACCACCACUUCAUCCGCGUAAUCGUGCUGGUGCGAAAAUUGAUGCAUUCCAGUACAUGUACGCCGAGCCGUCUUAGUCUAGUGGUUUGCUAUCAGCCUAGAUCUUGUAAGACAAACAUGCUGUGCAAAGAGGUAUCACUGCCGUUAAAAUACUGGCUUGAGGAUGCAAAGCCGAGUCUAUACGGGCAGUCACUUGGGAACAUGUCAUGUGGAACAGAAACUUCUUGGAAGAUUCGGAAAAACAAACCACAUGUACAGGACCAGACGCUCAAAGUCAUAAACUGUGAUGCCCUCCAGGUAGCAGCUCGUACCGAAUGCAAGUGGCAACCCCUACACAAAGCAGGAGGCUUCUCCUUUGCAGCGAGCUCCCCGAAAUCGUCAACUCGAUGUCGAUCGGGACUUCUGAAGCUUAUCGAGAGCCACACUAUGUAACUUCGCAGGCCAAGAUCAGCAACUGAGGGAGCAUGUUGUCCGUGAAAGGGGUGACUUCCGAAUGAUACGGGGCUGGUUGA